CUUCAGGCUCCGGGAUCAUCACAUCACUCCCACAGAAACUCCUCUGAAGUAAAGCGAGCAACACGGAGCAGAGACCAUGGGAUUUUAAACUGGAAAAACUCGACAUGAAGACAUAUUUGUAGUUUUAUCAUUCUUUAUUUUUAUUAGCGUGUGUGUGUGUCUGUGUGUAUGUGUGUGUGUGGUUCUCCGUGGAACAAGUUUACACCUUUGCACUGGAUGCUGAGAUGCGCAGAAAGUGACAGCGGUCCUUUUCUCUUCUACAGUCCUCAACGAGUUAUAAAACGCCAUGAAAGACGACUUUGCAGACGAGGAGGAAGUUCAGUCUUUUGGAUACAAGAGGUUCGGGAUCCAGGAGGGCACCCAGUGCACUAAGUGUAAGAAUGAAUGGGCGCUGAAGACCUCCAUAGCUCUGCUAUAUGUGCUGUGUACGCUCCUCACCAUCGCUGUAGCUGUGCUGGGAUAUAAAGUGGUGCAAAGAGUCGACAACGUGUCCGAAGGCAUCGCCAACUAUGGAGGAAAGAUAAUGGCCGUUGAGACUGUUUUGAAAAAGAUGGAUGAUCAAGCGGGAGAGAAGUCGGAGAAUACCACCACAGAAAUCCAGGCUUUUAAGAACAACAUCUGGACUCUCCAGAGGCAGCUGUCUGCGGUGGAGGAACGCAUCCACAGCGAUCAAGUUAAGCUGAGUCAGCUGCAGAACAUUGGCUCAGACAUCCAGAACAGCCAGGGCUCCAUUCAGGGGCUGCUGGAUAGCAACACAGCCACCUUGCACUAUGUGAACGGCACCCUGCAGUCCUACGGCGGCAUGAUCGGGGGUCUGCAGGACGACACGGCCAUGCUGCAGAGAGAGCUCCAGCAGCAGGUGAAGCUCCAGCACCAGGCGCUGCUCAGCAUCAGCAGCCUCAACUUCACCCAGGCCCAGCAGAGAGGCCUCAUCGCCGUCCUGCAGCGAUCUGUGGACGACACCAGCCAGGCCAUCCAGAAAAUGCGCAAUGACUUUCAGAGUCUGGAGCAGAAGGCCCGGCAGACACGCUCCGACACCGACUGGCUUCGUAUCAAGGUGGAGAACCUGCAGGGCAUGGCGAGCAACACCUCGGCUCUCGCAAAAGCCAACAACGACAGCCUGGAGGAGGUGGGCUCGCAGCUCGCUUUUAUGUCCAACCAGCUCCAGAACACCAGCAGCUUGACCGACGCUCACGACCAGACGCUGAGGGAGGUCCUGGACCGGCAGAGGGACUUCGGUAACCUCACGUCCACCAAGUUCGACCGACUGGAGGUGCGGCUGGAUGAGUCGGAGCAGAGCAUGGACCGCGUGACGGGCAACAUCAGCUUCACCACGCAGCUCCUGGGCGCCAUCAACCUCAACCUGAACGACCUGCGCACUUGUUCCGAGACCGUCGGCCGGCACUCGGACUUCUUGCUGAACCUCAACAACAGCGUGACGGACGUGAGGUCGGAUGCAACCAGUCUGAGGACUCAGCAGGAAGAGCUGGCAGCACGUGUGGACAAGGAGGUCACCAACCUCUCCAUCGUCAUGGAGGAGAUGAAGCUGGUGGACACCAAGCACUCACAGCUAAUAACCAACUUCACUAUUUUAACGGGUCCCCCUGGUCCCAGAGGGCCAAGAGGGGACAAAGGACCCCAGGGACCAGCUGGUCAGCCAGGCCAAAAAGGAGAGAAAGGGGAAAAGGGUGUUCCAGGGUUACGAGGAACUAAAGGCGAGCCGGGAUUCCCAGGACAACCAGGUCUGCCAGGGUUGAAAGGCCUGCCCGGCGUACCUGGCAGCCCCGGAUCCAAGGGCUCCCGAGGGUCUGGAGGAAGGGCCGGACCUCCUGGAUCUAAGGGUGAGCCAGGUACUUCUGGUCUGCCUGGAAGAGACGGGCAACCUGGUCCUCAGGGGGCGCAGGGCCCACCGGGGAUCAGAGGUGCAAUGGGACCAGCUGGGGAGCAAGGACCAAGGGGGCUGCCGGGACCAGUGGGGCCUCCGGGGCCUCCAGGACUACCAGGACAACCAGGGAUCCCAGUCCAAGCUCCAUUAACUCCUCUGGGCCCCGUGUCUCUGCAGGAUGAGGCAGUCGCUCCGACGCUGUGGGCCCCAGGAUGCCCUCCUGAGUGGAUAAACUACAGAGACAAGUGCUACUUCUUCUCCAAAGACCUGCACAGUUUCAACGACGCAAAGGCAACAUGUGAAUCAACGUCUGCUUCUCUGUUGAUCAUCAACGAUGUGGAGGAACAGAAAUGGCUGAAGAAGCAGACCUUUGGAAAGGGUUACUUCUGGAUGGGUCUGACCGACAGGCAGGAGGAGAACGUUUGGCGCUGGCUCGAUGGGACUGAACCUGCUUUCACGAAGUGGAAGCCUGGUCAGCCUGAUAACUGGGGCCAUGGACAUGAGAUGGGAGAAGACUGUGCGGGUCUCAUCCACGAGGGGCUGUGGAACGAUUUCUUCUGUGAAGAUCUCAUAAGCUACAUCUGUGAGAAGGAAAUGGAGACAUUGAGCUCGCCUGGAUCGUAGCGACGUACGUCCCUGAACGGGAGCUUGCAGGGAGCAGCUAGACUUGGCCCAUGUGGCACUGGUCCACCGACACAGCACAUGGAGAGUCCGCACGUACGGAGAGAGCAAAGAGACUUUUUUUGAAAUGAGCCAGGGGCUGCAGCAGCGAAACGUCUCCUCGGUGCUGAAGAGACGUCUUUCUCCUCCAAAGUGAACCCAGUCCAACAUCACCAGCAAGUGCAAUACAGCGGGGCAAUCACAAUAGGAGGACUUUUAUUUUUUAAAGUACCAAAUCACCAAUUGAUUUAUAUAUAUAUAAAUAUUUUUAUAGCUAUUUGAAAUGCAUUUUAUAAAACUGUAUUCCACGUGCAACUGAAUAUCUGAAUGUAUAUUUCAUUAUGCAAGUUUUGUAGGAUUUCUAUGAGGCUAAGUGGACUUACCGUAGUGCUUUUCACAACAUGUAUUUGUCUUAAAAUGAUGCAAAAUGAUGCGCAAAAAAACAUGACAUGACGCUGAUAUGCUAUCUUUGAGGAACCUGUUAUCUAACCUCAUGAAUGUCUUUAUAGCAUUUUCAUUUAUAAGAGUAGAACCAAAUGUAUUUACACAUAAAUACAGGAAAGUGUCACAAUCAGCUUGAGUUUAACUACAAGACUGCACGUUUACAGUUUAAUACUCUGUGUAUGAUACAGCAUUUUGUGAUUAUGAGAUUUAUUUUCACUAUUACGGACGUACGUUAUGAAUCUGAAUCUGUGGAUCCUACCUACGAAUAUUAAAUGUGCCAUUUUCUGCACUCAGGUACUGUUUCCUGUUAAGAAAAAACACUUGAGUUUAAACAACACUACGAAAGAUGAAGGAAACACUCACAAAUAAAUAUGUAAAAA
Molecule: messenger RNA, 3369 nt
Organism: Centropristis striata (black sea bass)
Lineage: Eukaryota; Metazoa; Chordata; Actinopteri; Perciformes; Serranidae
Product: collectin-12-like
Exons: 10
Coding region: 287-2509 (740 amino acids)
Molecular function (GO): pattern recognition receptor activity; low-density lipoprotein particle binding
Source: RefSeq, a predicted model, not a curated record